Molecule: messenger RNA, 1624 nt
Organism: Pomacea canaliculata
Lineage: Eukaryota; Metazoa; Mollusca; Gastropoda; Architaenioglossa; Ampullariidae
Product: neuralized-like protein 4
Exons: 5
Coding region: 89-646 (185 amino acids)
Source: RefSeq, a predicted model, not a curated record
CUGAGCUUGCUAAGAAGAGGUGUGGGUGAAGCCCUUGUCAAGUGUGGAGUGUUCUCAAGAAGUUCUGACAGUGAUACAAGACGACCUCAUGAUGUUGAAGCAGCAGAAAACAGAGUCAGAGUUGGUCGCACAGCCACCAGUCCUUGUGUUCCACGACAACUGCGGAAACAACAUUCGUCUGACGAACGGUAACAGGACCGCGGUGAAGAUAGAUUUGCAGGCCUACAAUGACGGGGUGAUCGGGUCACGUGACCCUAUGUUGGGGAACGUCUUGUAUGAAGUCAGAGUGGACGCAGUAACAGAUGUGUACAACUAUCUAGCAUUGGGUGUGACAAGAAUUUCUCCUGCACACCUCCUUGUGCCAGAGUGGAUUAGAUACAUGAAAGACUCCGUUAUGAUCGCGCCCGGUUUGGUCUUCUACCACAAAAAACGUGUGCCGUUACCGCUCGCAGAAGGUCUCAGGAAACUUGAAGUCGGGAGUCGAGUCGGGGUACUGGUGACCUCAUCCAACGACCUUCACCUCUACAUCAACGGACAGGACCAGGGUGUUGCAGCAGAAAAUGUUACACAACCCUGGUUUGCUGUCUUUGAUAUUUACGAUACAGUUAGUAAGGUGACAGCCCUUCCUACAUCUAGGAUUGCAUGACGAAUAUCAGAGGAGAAAGAGGCUGAGACAAUAAAACUGAAGAUGGCCCCAACCUGGGUGUUGACAUUACCAACGACAGUUGCAGUGAAUUUGUUUUGUCAGUCUAUUUACUAUGCAAAACAAGACGAGUACAAAUUGUUUUCCAGUUGAAAUACAUUAAUAAAAAAGCUGGAUGUACUGCCUUCCCCCACAUACACACAUUCAAGCAUAUAAAGAAAAGAGGGAAAACAGCUUCUUAGCAUGAAGAGAAGUCGGAUGAAGUAUUAUUUCAGCAAAUGAAAUAUAUUGUGUAAGCACUACAAAAGUAUACACAUGAGUGCUGCUGUAAAUUAGUUACAUUUUAAAUACAUUGAAUAGACCUUUGGCUUAUCUUUGUGUUGAUUAAUUUUAAAAUGGUAAAACUGUUAAUGUUCAUCGACAAUUAAAAUAAUCAUCCCGUGUGUGAUUUAGUUCUGCUACCCAAUAAGUAAAAUUAUUACUUACAGUUUCUGUGCCACUGAGUAAACAAAAUGUCUCUAUUCAUUUAAAAAGACUUUCCGGACUGUGUGGAUGGAUUAAACUCUUUCACUAGGCACUGUUUCAUAGCUCUAAUCACAAAUAAUUCGGUUUUGGUGGACUUUAAAGAAAUUUUGAUAAAAAUGAGUAAAAUGUAGACCAGGACACUACAGUAGCUGAGAACUACACUUUACGUGACUUGCAAUCACUUCUCUGGAAAGAUGCUGAACUGUCUCGUAUGGUGGCGGUGUAUUUAUUUCUGUAUUUAUUUUCUGUUUUCUUCUUGUUCACAAAAAGAUAAAAUGUCCUCUAAAAGACUACCAAAUGAUAUCAAAAAAGGAAAAAGGGAACUAGUAUUGACGAUAGUAUGUUGAGCAGUUCUACUCAAACACUACAAAGCUCAAAGGAUGAAAUCAAAUGUAACUGCCUGUUAGUCUCAGAAUAAACCUGUUAAUAGCAAAUAGACUUUAGAAAUUCCUUCAA